AUGCGUCGUCGCCAACCAACACCAAGCCCUUCCUCCUCCGAUAACGAUGGAUACGCCAUCGCUCAAGCAUUCCCCGACGACAAUUUGCCCUCGCCAUCGAUUACAGCUCAAGAAUACGUCGACGCACUCAAUCACUCAAAGUUGCUUGCAGUGAAAGACCUCUUCGUCAAAACAGUCGCAGACAGAGAUGCGACUCUUGAGUCAACAAACAUCCUUCUCUUCAGAGCUCUCCACACCCUCGCCAUAAUCUACGCCGAGCUUGAACAAUGGCAAAAUGCAGAGAGUACAUACAAGAAAUUGCUAGCGGAAAGUGACAAGAUUCUGGGACCAGAUUCGAAAGUAGCUGCCGGGGCAGUUUCUAAUCUGGGGAAAGUCUAUGAGCAGCAGGGGAAACAUGAGGAGGCUGAAACUAUACUUCGACGAGCGAAGUUGUGGGCGGGAAAUAAUCUUGAGGGGGAGAGCCCGCAGUAUCUUGGUGCUGUUCAAGGGUUGAUUCCUGUUUUGACGAAACAGGGGAAGCUUGGAGAGACAGAGAAGAUGUUGGAGGAGGGAUUGACCCUUGUGAGGAAGAUGUCUGGGCGGUUUAAAGAGGAGGAUACGGUGGAGAUGGAGGCUGUUGCUAAGGGUCUUGUAGCGUUGAAAAAGUAG
Molecule: messenger RNA, 648 nt
Organism: Hyaloscypha bicolor E
Lineage: Eukaryota; Fungi; Ascomycota; Leotiomycetes; Helotiales; Hyaloscyphaceae
Exons: 2
Coding region: 1-648 (215 amino acids)
Molecular function (GO): protein binding
Source: RefSeq, a predicted model, not a curated record